UUCGCGAUUGCAUGAGCGGCUUGACGUUCAAUUUGGUUCUAAGUCUCGUCGCGUGUGCAUGGACGCAGUUCUUUAAGUUCUCGACUCUAUCGCCAUGGUGCUGCUGCGAGUGAUCAAGUAUCUAGUGGGCUGCGUGGUGCGCGUCUGCAACGAGUUGUCCCAGAACAUGAGUUCGCUGAAUAAAAUGUUCAAAUACCAUUUGCUGGAGGUCAGCUAGAGAUCCCAGGAAACGGAGAUCAUCCAAGUCCCCCAACCAUUACAAAUGUAUAUAUAGUUUUCUGCCCCUGUCGAGCGAGUUCGUUGCUCAAGUCUUUUGUUAUGUGAUCCAAAUAAAACGUAUACCACCCACACAAA
This is a messenger RNA of Drosophila suzukii, 354 nucleotides long. RefSeq lists its product as uncharacterized. NCBI's taxonomy places the organism in Eukaryota, Metazoa, Arthropoda, Insecta, Diptera, Drosophilidae. The record is from RefSeq and is a predicted model, not a curated record.